This is a messenger RNA of Penicillium waksmanii, 1665 nucleotides long. RefSeq lists its product as uncharacterized. Bases 1 to 1665 code for a protein of 554 amino acids. Gene Ontology annotation, cellular component: nucleus. The transcript has a single exon. Gene Ontology annotation, molecular function: DNA binding. Lineage: Eukaryota; Fungi; Ascomycota; Eurotiomycetes; Eurotiales; Aspergillaceae. The record is from RefSeq and is a predicted model, not a curated record.
AUGCCUAGUCAAUAUAAUGCAAUUGAAAUGCGUAUCCAAACUGCUUGUUCGGCUGCUAGGGUUGCAAAAAAACCCAAUAUCGCUGCGUUAGCGCGUGAAUACGACGUUCCAAUGCAGCGACUUCGGGCACGCUACCUUGGUCGCGCAUCUCGCAGCACACGCCAUAUGGCCUAUAAGCGACUAAAUGACGAUCAAGAAGCGUCAUUAGUAGGCUGGAUUCGGCGCCUUGAUAACCUACAUAUUCCACCUACGGCUGGAAUGGUGGUUGUGAGUGCAAAUGCGUUACUACGCAGGGAUAACCCCGCCGCACGUCCGCUUGGCAAAGACUGGGUAUAUGAAUUCGUCAACGUCCGCUUGCCAAAUGACCUCAAUUGGGUUCAUCAAAAGCCUGCAGAUCAAAAUCGAAUUACUGGGGAGGAUAUAGGUGUUUUGACUGUGUGGUAUGAACGCCUGGAGCCUUUUAUCAAGCGUAUUCCAGCAAAGCAUGUGUAUAAUUUUGAUGAAACUGGCUUUACCCUUGGCCAAGGCCGGCCACAAAACGUUAUUUCAGCCAAUCCAAAACGAACGCGAACCCAUUCAUUUGAACGAGGCCAGUUAUUAACUGGAAUCGAAUGUAUUGCGGCUGAUGGUUGGAAGAUGGAACCCUAUUUUGUGGCACCAGGGUCAGUUCAUUUGAUGCGGUGGUAUGAAGGUGGUAAACUUUCAGAAGCUACUAGGAUCGCAGUUUCGGAAACUGGAUAUUCAAAUGACCUAUUAGCACUCGAUUGGCUGGACUUUUUCCACCUUAAUACUAAGGAUCGCCUACCAAAAAAGAGAAUACAGCCCAGGCUUCUGAUCAUGGAUGGGCAUCGCAGCCAUCUAACCUACGAGUUUUUGGAUCGAUGUGACUUCUACAACAUUAUUCCAUAUUGUUGUCCAGCUCAUACAACCCAUAUUAUUCAACCACUUGAUGGGUCUCCAUUCCGUGCUUUGAAACAGGCAUAUCGGACCAAGAAUAACCAGAUUACUCAAUGGGGUGGAGAUGCACGCGAUAUUGGUGUUUUUUUUGAGGAAAUUACACAAAUUCGUGAGGAUGCAUUGCAACCACGUACUAUUCGUAACGCAUUUGCUACACGUGGUAUACUACCCUAUAAUCCAGACCUGAUUAUCAAGCCUUUAGUGGAAGCGCAAACCCCUGAGCCAGAGCUUCAGAUAUUUGAUGGCGACGAAACACCACAACUACAGGUUGCAUCUAGUAUUCCAAGCUCGCCACCUAAGUCAUCAGCUGAUGCACGUCGAACAUGCGAUAAAGUGAAGGGUUUACUUGACCGUGACGACGUCCCAGCCGAUAUACGCCGCCAAAUGCAACGUGUGGCAAAAUCGCAGGUUCAGUUAACUGAGGAUAUUGGUCUCUUAUACGACACAUUAGAGAACCGAUUACCUAAAAAACCUACAAUUGCACGCAAAUCCCAAAAGCAAUUAGGCAAAUUUGGUGCCCUGACUACCAAAGAUGCUAUUCGUUUUGCAAAUGAUCGAAAAACUAAGGAUGAACGAAAGGAAUACAAUGCGGCUGUCCGAAACCAGGCACCUUUAGGCACUCCUGCUACGCCUACACCAAUUACUUUUGGACAAAAGUACCCGGAUUAUAUACCGAUAAACGUCAUAGAUGACCCCUUUCCAUGUUAA